Molecule: messenger RNA, 1296 nt
Organism: Aedes albopictus (Asian tiger mosquito)
Lineage: Eukaryota; Metazoa; Arthropoda; Insecta; Diptera; Culicidae
Exons: 4
Coding region: 1-1296 (431 amino acids)
Biological process (GO): positive regulation of epidermal growth factor receptor signaling pathway; positive regulation of fibroblast growth factor receptor signaling pathway; signal transduction
Source: RefSeq, a predicted model, not a curated record
AUGCGGAAACUGACCACCAUCAAAAUCUACACGGCAUGCCUCCGCCAGGACAUCGAAUACAAAACGCUCGGCAUUUCGUACGACGCCACCAGCAAAAGUGUCGUUCAGCAGCUGCUCCGGAGAUGCAAAAUGCGACAUCGUGAUCCGCGGCUGUUUUACCUGACGAUGGAAGUGACCGUGAGGAGGCCUGGCGUCAAAUCGCUACUGGAGCUGGACGAUGAGGCGAGGCCGGCCCUGUUGCAAGCGUGCCACCCGAAGGGGGACUCCAGAUUUUGUCUCCAACAAAAACCUGGCGGUCUGAUUCGAGUACACACCUCGGCCCUGCAGCCCAACUCGCAAUACAAAUCGCUCCUCAUCUCGGAAGAAACCACCUCAGACGAACUGCUCUCACUACUCCUCUCUUGCUACAACUCCAUCGAACCGGUCGAACAGUUCAGUCUUUACGAAGUCUGCCCCGGUCAAGAAUAUCAACGAAAACUACACCCGGACGACCUUCCGCUAAAAACCCAACUCCAACGCCAACAGAAAAACGAGAUCAUGCACUUUUUGGUCCGCCGAAACCCGAACUAUCCCCGAAGACGUCAGAUGCUUGCACCAAUCUCUGAAGCCAAACACUUCAUAAUCGGUCCCGGCUCGUUAACACAUCAUAGGCUCUCGCUACACUCAACGACCUUCCCGCUCAGUGCCGUAACCACCCCAACCAAUACCCUCAUCUCGGACAUUGUCGAUGGAGUUUCAUCCCUAAACAACCUGAAAGAACCCAAGAGUCUGACACUGCGGGAGUCCUGCAUGUCUUCGUCGUCAUCAUCCUGCUCCUCAUCGUCAUCAUCUUCGUCCUGCUCAUCGAGUUCCAGCAGUUCGAGUCGGACCAGCGAAGACAACAACAACGACGAGCGGAGUUGUUGUCUCCAAUGCAAAACCGAUGAAACCGUAGAUCAGGACUGCAACGAGCGAAGACCGGUGGACGUAGUGGACGGUCCCGCUGUCAAAGCUCGCAACUUGGACCGUUGUCAACAGGCACCUCCCCGACCAUCCAAAGCAUCCCUCCUACCGUCCUCGCUCCUGAUAGCCCCAAGCGUGCCUUCGUACAACCCCGUCUACAACAUCCGGGAGAUUCGAACCGUGUGUAAUUCGUUUUCGUCGCUCGGUAUCGACAAGAAACUGGUGGACAUCGAAAGGAUCGACAAUCGGACGAGCAGUGCCAGCAUAACGGGUAACGUGACCCGGAGUACGGUGGUCAAGGAAGCCGUCAAUACCGAUCCAAUGAAGGGGGUGGGGAAUUUCAUUUACAUUUGA